Messenger RNA from Nicotiana tabacum (common tobacco), 517 nucleotides. Lineage: Eukaryota; Viridiplantae; Streptophyta; Magnoliopsida; Solanales; Solanaceae. The record is from RefSeq and is a predicted model, not a curated record.
GUAAGAAACUGGCAGGGAGCAUAGUGAAGGAGAAACUUGCAGCAUGCGUUAAUCGAGUACCAGGCGUUGAAUCAGUGUACGAGUGGGAAGGAGAGGUACAGACUGAUUCUGAAGAGCUGCUUAUAAUCAAGACCAGGGAAUCCCUUUUGGAAGCUCUUACAGAACAUGUGAAGGCCAACCAUGAAUAUGAUGUUCCUGAAGUGAUUGCCAUGCCAAUAGUUGGUGGCAGCCCCCAGUACCUAGAAUGGCUCAAGAACAGCACUAGGGAAAAAUGAUUAAGCCAAGACAAGCUUGUUCAACUUUAGCCUGUAGUUAUGUUGGACAAUGUCCCUUGCUCCUAUGUCUAGCGCUUAUCAAAGACAAAUAUUAAUGUUUAUUUCGUGUUUUUGUCUAAUAGUUAUUACUCAAAACAGUCAAACUAUGUGGGUAGUCCUGAACUUGAUGCGAGCUCUCAUAUCUAUCUCUAAUAAUAUCUUAAAUGCCUGUGUUUAUUUAUGGCAUUGCUUCUUGUAUUCCA